GUCCAGGCGGUGGAGCUGCUGGCUCGGCUGGUGGACGACGUCAAGCCGUUGGACUACCUGACCACCAUGCUCCUGUUCGUCGCGCUCAGCUUCGGGGUCCUCGACACGAGCCGGCGGUGGCUGGGCGCCGCGGCCGAGGCGCUGGCGUGGGCGCUCUACGGGCUGCUGCCCGGCGCGGUGCUGCCCGCCGUGCGGCUCCUGGGAGA
This is a messenger RNA of Prorocentrum cordatum, 206 nucleotides long. The record is from the annotation of a GenBank genome assembly. Lineage: Eukaryota; Dinophyceae; Prorocentrales; Prorocentraceae.